Messenger RNA from Salvia splendens (bonfire salvia), 1315 nucleotides. RefSeq names its product RING/U-box superfamily protein (gene BB). The transcript has 8 exons. Lineage: Eukaryota; Viridiplantae; Streptophyta; Magnoliopsida; Lamiales; Lamiaceae. Gene Ontology annotation, molecular function: ubiquitin conjugating enzyme binding; ubiquitin-protein transferase activity. Gene Ontology annotation, biological process: protein ubiquitination; floral organ development; negative regulation of organ growth. The record is from RefSeq and is a predicted model, not a curated record. Bases 286 to 1095 code for a protein of 269 amino acids.
AUAUUGUUGGUACAGUGUAGGUGUAGGGCAAAGAUUUUUGCAGACAGUAUUUUGGGGAAUCGGCUGUGCCUCCUCCUCGAUUCCCAUCUCCCUCUUCCAACAUUUCACUUUUUCACACUUUGUAUUAUUUUAUUUGUUUUUUAUUGAAAAAGUUGAAAAGAGAGUGUAGAUACAAAAUAGGGGAGGUUGGCGUGUAGUGCAGGUGCAAUUCGCCACAAGCAAAGCCAGACAAAAGAGAGAAAACACGCUGCCACACCCCAUCACUCUCCCUCUCUCUCUCUCUGUAUGUGUGAGUGUGAAUCUACACCCCUUUCAUUCGCACCCAACAUCUGUAGCACCAAACGCAUACACCCCCGCUAUUAUCUGGCAAGAAUGAACGAGAAUGAGCAAGUGGUGCAUUACAUGGACAGUAGCUACUCUUACCCUGUCUCUGAGGGUUAUGUUGAUUUCUUCGGCGGUGUGCCAACAGUCCCUUUGAAUUAUCUCAACUUCGCCCCAAUGCAUGAUCAGGAAGCUUUGUAUUGGUCAAUGCAUAUGAAUACAUAUAAAUAUGGACAACCUAAUCCAGAGGGUAUCUAUUAUGGACUCUAUGAAGACAACGACCUUGCCCCAAGAAUGGAUUCCAACAGGAGAGUUUGGGAAUAUUCUUCAAUGACAACCGCAGAAGAUCCUAUAACUGUAGAUAUACCACCUGAACAAAGUGUGGUUUCUGAAGUGCAUUCUAUUCCCGAGGAAAGAUUACCAAAUGAUCAAGAUGCUGCCAAUGAUGAGGUUGCAUGGCAAGAUGAUAUUAACCCUGAUACCAUGACGUAUGAGGAACUACUUGAUUUAGGCGAGGCAGUGGGAACUCAAAGUCGAGGACUUUCCCAAGAGCUCAUUGAUCAACUUCCGACCUCAAAACACAAGUCUGGCGGAAUUUUCUCACGGAAAAAAUCUGAAGAGAGAUGUGUCAUUUGCCAGAUGCGAUAUAAAAGAGGGGACAGACAAAUCAAUUUACCGUGUAAGCAUGCUUACCACACCCACUGUGGCUCCAAGUGGCUUAGCAUCAACAAGACAUGUCCAGUAUGCAACACUGUGGUAUUUGGUGAUCGAUGAUCAGCACACAAAUUGAGUGAAAGUUCCAUAGAGAAGGAGCUGUUUAUUGCACAUUUAUGCUCUCUCUCAUACAUAGAAGCUAUGCAGAGUGUACUAGUGUGUAGUUUAGAAAAUCUACUUAUAUUUAUUUAAUAGAGUGGCAUCCAAUUUUUUGUUUUCUAACUCUCAGAAACUGCAAUCCACAGUUGUUUAAAUUUAAUGCUGAAAUUAACAUUAGUUU